AAGCAAGCCUCAACUCUAAAGAUAAAGACAGUGAGUUUCCACUAUGAAGACAUCCAGGCCAGCUCUGCAGACCAGCAGCCAAGAGGAAUGUGGUGUGUGGUUAGACACUGUACAGCUCAAAGGAAAAGCUAAACAGAAACGACUCACCCGUCCCAUUUCUAAACUGCUGAACCCAUUUGCUGAAGGUGGAGGAUACAAUGUGGCUGUUGCUCUCAACUUCACUCAGACCAAAAUGGAAAUGCCAAAGACCAAACAGAGCUCCAUAUCAACCUUUUUUACAUGCCAGCGCAGGGUUCUCAAUAAGAUGUCUAUAUCUGAGGCGCCAACCACAGAUCCACAACAACCUUGUGUACCAUCAACCUUAUCUGCAUCUACACCUGUAACAUCCGAUACAAAAAGAGGCCAAUAUGCAGAUCUUGGGAUGUCUGACUUGUGUUACUUAGGGGAAGGACUAGUUGGGGCCAGUGUGGAUUAUGUGACUGGGCCUGAAGCAGUAGUGUGUUGGGAGGAAGACAAAGUAAAACACACACCCUCUCUAAACCCACCCGGUGAAUCUGAAGAAGAACAGUGUGAGGAGGUAAAGUCUCCACAAAGAAAAAAGAAGUUUUCUGAGACUGCUGUAGUGCUAGUUAAGUCGGAUCCCACUGCACACAAUUAUCAUCAGGACCAUUUGAUGACCUGCAGCCAGGAGAAUGAUGCUGGCCUGAUUAAACAGAAAAGCACGUCAGUGAAGAAGUUCAGUGACUCUGAGCCAGGUUUUUCGAGCAAUCUACAAAGUGAAGCAGAAUAUGGAAUUUUGGUGAAUGUAGAUGGAAGAACCUCAACUCAAAAAUCCCUCAAACACUUUCAGCUUUCACAGACUGAUGAUGAUAAAGAAAACAGCACCUCAAUGUUGUCUGAAUCCCCAAAGAAACACUCGACUCUGUCACCUCUUAAACCUUUUACAGAUCAUACGCGGGCAGGGUCAAAACUUGUGUCGCCUCGAAAACAUAUUCCAGAUCAGCUGUGGAAAAGGGCUCAUAAUAAGGAGAACAGCAUGAGUGCACAGUUUAAAUGGAUAAAGCCAUGUAGUUCCCCUUUGAAAAGACAACCACCCAAAGGACAUGAAGACAGUCUAGCCAUGUUGUUCACUCAGGACUCAGAAGGAUUCAGGGUCAUCGCUCACCGAAGUCUGCAUGCCAGGAGUCUGCUUAAAGAUCAGAGUAAUUUAAACAAAUCUUAUUCAGAGGACAAUGAGGAGGAAGAUAUGCUCUUUACUCAAGACUCUCAGGGAAAUAUGGUGAUCAAGCACUGAAGGGCAUCUUUAAGACCAGCAUCUCUUUGUAAUCAGUCAAACUAAGUGUUAUCACUAAGGUGGUUGUCAGAUCAAUUUGUAAACCCGGUGUUAGUUACUCUAGUUAUCAGUGCUCACGAGAAAGGGCUGAGUCAGCAGCAGGUGACAAAUAUAGAUAGGUGUAUACAUCUCAAACAAAUAGCAAAGUAUAAUUUGCUGAUGAAGCUGGUUUAGAGAUAUAGUACAGGUUAAAUCAACUCAGCAGACCCCAAACUGUCUGCUCUGCCACAGUGUGAGUUAAUAAUCUGAUUAAAAUCCUAUUAUCAAGGCACAAGUACAUCUGACUAUUGCUUCCAGCUGUGUAUUAAUGUGCUGCAUAGAUACAUGGUUGUUGGCAUGUGGAACAAUUUGUGCUAUUCUUUCAGCUCUUCUGUUGUUUGUGAUAUUUCCAGGCAUGAACCUUUUUAGACGGUGCAUUUUUAUGUUCAGCCAAUAAACUAUAUUUACACUCUGGCCAUUUUCCUCUAACGCCAUCAUCGGGGUGUGAAACUCAAUGCCAUUACCUAAAGGUGAAUGUUCCAAUGCUGUGUAUUUUUCUCCUAUUUUAAAUACAUUUUUCGGUGGCUUAAUAAUUCUUUAUUGUAAGAUUAGAUAUACAUACAGAGUUGUACAAAGGAAUGCAAAACACAUUAGUUACUUUGUAGUUUUUCUUUUUUGAUGCAUUAUGAUUUUAGGGGACUACUGCCUUUCCAAACUUAAAGUCUAUCAAUUCAUUCAUUUUCCAAACCAUAUAGUCCUCAAGAGGGUCAUAGGGGGUACUGGAGCUUAUCUCAACUACCAAUGGACAAAGGCGGGGUACACUCUGGAUGUGUUGCCAGUUCAUCAUUGCAGGGCUGACCCUCAAUUCUCUUAA
Molecule: messenger RNA, 2186 nt
Organism: Sphaeramia orbicularis (orbiculate cardinalfish)
Lineage: Eukaryota; Metazoa; Chordata; Actinopteri; Kurtiformes; Apogonidae
Gene: aunip
Product: aurora kinase A and ninein interacting protein
Exons: 4
Coding region: 44-1294 (416 amino acids)
Biological process (GO): spindle organization
Cellular component (GO): spindle pole; centrosome
Source: RefSeq, a predicted model, not a curated record